Messenger RNA from Varanus komodoensis (Komodo dragon), 1488 nucleotides. RefSeq names its product actin related protein 2/3 complex subunit 4 (gene ARPC4). Gene Ontology annotation, cellular component: Arp2/3 protein complex; actin cytoskeleton. Gene Ontology annotation, molecular function: actin filament binding. The transcript is spliced from 6 exons. Bases 86 to 592 code for a protein of 168 amino acids. Lineage: Eukaryota; Metazoa; Chordata; Lepidosauria; Squamata; Varanidae. The record is from RefSeq and is a predicted model, not a curated record. Gene Ontology annotation, biological process: Arp2/3 complex-mediated actin nucleation; actin filament polymerization.
AACCUUUUUUAAUCUUGGCGGGGUGACUUCCGCUUCCGUUUUCGGGGCUUGGAGUCGAGGUGUCGCCGCUACCGCCUUUGGAACCAUGACUGCCACCCUCCGCCCCUAUCUCAAUGCGGUACGUGCUACCCUGCAGGCUGCCCUGUGCUUGGAGAACUUCUCAUCCCAAGUGGUGGAACGGCACAACAAGCCUGAGGUGGAAGUCAGAAGCAGCAAGGAGCUCCUGUUGCAGCCAGUGAUUAUCAGCAGAAAUGAGAAAGAGAAGGUCUUAAUUGAAGGGUCCAUCAACUCUGUACGAGUUAGCAUUGCUGUGAAACAGGCUGAUGAGAUUGAGAAGAUCCUGUGUCAUAAAUUUAUGCGUUUCAUGAUGAUGAGAGCAGAGAACUUCUUCAUUUUACGUCGGAAACCAGUUGAGGGCUAUGACAUCAGCUUCCUGAUCACAAACUUUCAUACAGAGCAGAUGUACAAGCACAAGCUGGUGGACUUUGUCAUCCAUUUCAUGGAAGAAAUUGACAAGGAGAUCAGCGAGAUGAAGCUGUCGGUCAAUGCCAGGGCUCGCAUUGUGGCGGAGGAGUUCCUCAAGAACUUCUAGACCAAGGGCUGGAACCCACAGCUUUGCUUUCUCAUUCUCUCUGCAUAGCUACUGUGCUGUGGCUACAGAGAGGGUCAUAGAGCGGGAGUGAGAUGAGAAGCAGCCAGACCUGCGGGGGCUGUCCCUGCUAAUGUAUACCAUGCUCGCCAGUGUGCCCAGGGGAGGGGAGGGUGCUUUUUAAUAUUUUUGGAAAAAAACUGUGCGUGUUUAAGACUGUGUUGACUUGAUAUCCUUUUUUUUAAAAUGACUGAUCACUUGCUGUAAUUCGUCUACUUGAGUCUUCUAGUGGCCAAGGCCUUGUGGGGAAGUUUUGGGGGUGGGGGAAAGAGAUUUGGUUGCUCCAGCAGCCCUCAUCAAGGAUUUGCUGCAGGAGUUUCAGGUCAGUGUUGUGCAUGCAAAAAUAGCCUCUUCGUUGCUGACAAAAUGCUGCCUUUCUCUCUAAUAUGGGAAUCCAGCAAAUGAGGCCUGAAGUAUAUGUGUCUUUGACUGAAUCAGCAGCCAGCCCUUGAGCUCUGCCACUCUGGGCUGUCCAUAUGGUGACUGUCUUGAUCUACCUUCUUGGCAGUGUGUUGGAGCCAUGAUUUUGCAGACAAGCUGGCUGCUGGAGAUGGCAGUGCCCUGUGCCAAGUCAGCCCAGUCUUUGGAGAGAUUGCGCUCUCCAGCCCACCUCUCCCCCCACACUCCCAAAAGGGAUCAAUGCAUUCUGAGCACAGUCCUGCCUCCUGCUCCUGUUCCCUUCCCCACCUGUGCCAGAGGGAGCUGUGAUGGGAGGGCCAGGCCAUGUAUCAGAAUGGGACGGAGCUGGAAUCUGUAACUCUUGGUUCUUUUUGCUAUGGCACUUGCUGUAAUUUUCUUAUUCUUCCCUGUUAUUAAAGCCUUUUUUCCUUGCCUCCUGA